Molecule: messenger RNA, 4416 nt
Organism: Haliotis rufescens (red abalone)
Lineage: Eukaryota; Metazoa; Mollusca; Gastropoda; Lepetellida; Haliotidae
Product: mucin-2-like
Exons: 5
Coding region: 1-4416 (1471 amino acids)
Source: RefSeq, a predicted model, not a curated record
AUGGAGCUUGGCCACAAUUGCGAUGGAGACAAGUUUGGUUUAGUGACGAGUCACGUCUUAUGCUUCGCCUUGAGGAUGUUCGACGUCGUGUGUCCAGGCGUCGCGGUGAACGUCGCGGCCGACACGACCUCCAAGUACACCAUCGACACACUCCCCCUGUACACCAUCGACACACUCCCCCUGUACACCAUCGACACACACAUCCGGUACACCACCCCACACUCUCCCAGUACACCACCCCACACUCUCCCAGUACACCACCCCACACUCUCCCAGUACACCAUCGACACACUCUCCCAGUACAUCAACGAUACUCUCUCCAGUACACCACCCAACACUCUCCCAGUACACCACCCCACACUCUCCCAGUACACCACCCCACACUCUCCCAAUACACCACCCCACACUCUCCCAGUACACCACCCCACACUCUCCCAGUACACCAUCGACACACUCUCCCAGUACAUCAACGAUACUCUCUCCAGUACACCACCCAACACUCUCCCAUACACCAUCGACACACUCUCCCAGUACAUCAACGAUACUCUCUCCAGUACACCACCCAACACUCUCCCAGUACACCACCCCACACUCUCCCAGUACACCACCCCACACUCUCCCAAUACACCACCCCACACUCUCCCAGUACACCACCCCACACUCUCCCAGUACACCAUCGACACACUCUCCCAGUACAUCAACGAUACUCUCUCCAGUACACCACCCAACACUCUCCCAGUACACCAUCCCACACUCUCCCAGUACACCAACGACACACUCUCCCAGUACACCAUCGACACACUCUCCCAGUACACCAUCGACACACUCUCCCAGUACACCACCCAACACUCGCCCAGUACACCACCCAACACUCGCCCAGUACACCACCCCACACUCUCCCAGUACACCAUCGACACACUCUCCCAGUACACCACCCAACACUCGCCCAGUACACCACCCCACACUCUCCCAGUACACCAUCGACACACUCUCCCAGUACACCAACGAUACUCUCUCCAGUACACCACCCAAUACUCUCUCCAGUACACCAUCGACACACUCUCCCAGUACACCAUCGAUGCACUCCCCCAGUACACCAACGAUACUCUCUCCGGUACACCACCCAAUACUCUCGCAGUACACCACCCAACACUCGCCCAGUACACCACCCCACACUCUCCCAGUACACCAUCGACACACUCUCCCAGUACACCACCCAACACUCGCCCAGUACACCACCCCACACUCUCCCAGUACACCAUCGACACACUCUCCCAGUACACCACCCCACACUCUCCCAGUACACCAUCGACACACUCUCCCAGUACACCAACGAUACUCUCUCCAGUACACCACCCAAUACUCUCUCCAGUACACCAUCGACACACUCUCCCAGUACACCAUCGACGCACUCCCCCAGUACACCAACGAUACUCUCUCCGGUACACCACCCAAUACUCUCUCCAGUACACAACCCAAUACUCUCCCAGUACACCACCCAACACUCGCCCAGUACACCAUCGACUUACUCUCCCAGUACACCAACGAUACUCUCUCCAGUACACCAACGAUACUCUCUCCAGUACACCAUCGACACACUCUCCCAGUACACCAACGAUACUCUCUCCAGUACACCACCCAAUACUCUCCCAGUACACCAUCGACACACUCUCCCAGUACACCAUCGACGCACUCCCCCAGUACACCAACGAUACUCUCUCCGGUACACCACCCAAUACUCUCGCAGUACACCACCCAACACUCGCCCAGUACACCACCCCACACUCUCCCAGUACACCAUCGACACACUCUCCCAGUACACCACCCAACACUCGCCCAUACACCAUCGACACACUCUCCCAGUACACCAUCGACGCACUCCCCCAGUACACCAACGAUACUCUCUCCGGUACACCACCCAAUACUCUCUCCAGUACACAACCCAAUACUCUCCCAGUACACCACCCAACACUCGCCCAGUACACCAUCGACUUACUCUCCCAGUACACCAACGAUACUCUCUCCAGUACACCACCACACACUCUCCCAGUACACCAACGAUACUCUCUCCAGUACACCACCCAACGCUCUCCCAGUACACCAUCGACACACUCUCCCAUAACACCACCCUACACUCGCCCAGUACACCAUCGACACACUCUCCCAGUACACCAACGAUACUCUCUCCAGUACACCACCCAGCACUCUCCCAGUACACCACCCAACACUCUCCCAGUACACCACCCCACACUCUCCCAGUACACCAUCGACACACUCUCCCAGUACACCAACGAUACUCUCACCAACGCUCUCCCAGUACACCAUCGACACACUCGCCCAGUACACCACCCCACACUCUCUCAGUACACCAUCGACACACUCUCCCAGUACACCAACGACACGCUCCCCCAGUACACCAACGAUACUCUCUCCAGUACACCACCCAAUACUCUCGCAGUACACCACUCCACACUCUCCCAGUACACCACCCCACACUCUCCCAGUACACCAUCGACACACUCUCCCAGUACACCACUCCACACUCGCCCAGUACACCACCCCACACUCUCCCAGUACACCAUCGACACACUCGCCCAGUACACCACCCCACACUCUCCCAGUACACCACCCCACACUCUCCCAGUACACCAUCGACACACUCUCCCAGUUCACCACCCCACACUCUCCCAGUACACCAUCGACACACUCGCCCAGUACACCACCCCACACUCGCCCAGUACACCACCCCACACUCGCCCAGUACACCACCCCACACUCGCCCAGUACACCACGCAACAUUCUCGCAGUACAGCAUCGACACACUCUCCCAGUACACCACCCCACACUCGCCCAGUGCACCACCCCACACUCGCCCAGUACACCACCCCACACUCGCCCAUACACCACCCCACACUCUCCCAGUACACCAUCGACACACUCUCCCAGUACACCAACGAUACUCUCUCCAGUACACCACCCAAUACUCUCUCCAGUACACCAUCGACACACUCUCCCAGUACACCCUCGACGCACUCCCCCAGUACACCAACGAUACUCUCUCCGGUACACCACCCAAUACUCUCUCCAGUACACAACCCAAUACUCUCCCAGUACACCACCCCACACUCGCCCAGUACACCAUCGACUUACUCUCCCAGUACACCAACGAUACUCUCUCCAGUACACCACCCAGCACUCUCCCAGUACACCACCCAACACUCUCCCAGUACACCACCCACACUCUCCCAGUACAUCAUCGACACACUCUCCCAGUACACCAACGAUACUCUCACCAACGCUCUCCCAGUACAUCAUCGACACACUCUCCCAGUACACCAACGAUACUCUCUCCAGUACACCACCCAACGCUCUCCCAGUACACCAUCGACACACUCGCCCAGUACACCACCCCACACUCUCCCAGUACACCAUCGACACACUCUCCCAGUACACCAACGAUACUCUCUCCAGUACACCACCCAAUACUCUCUCCAGUACACCAUCGACACACUCUCCCAGUACACCAUCGACGCACACCCCCAGUACACCAACGAUACUCUCUCCGGUACACCACCCAAUACUCUCUCCAGUACACAACCCAAUACUCUCCCAGUACACAACCCCACACUCGCCCAGUACACCAUCGACUUACUCUCCCAGUACACCAACGAUACUCUCUCCAGUACACCACCCAGCACUCUCCCAGUACACCACCCAACACUCUCCCAGUACACCACCCCACACUCUCCCAGUACAUCAUCGACACACUCUCCCAGUACACCAACGAUACUCUCACCAACGCUCUCCCAGUACAUCAUCGACACACUCUCCCAGUACACCAACGAUACUCUCUCCAGUACACCACCCAACGCUCUCCCAGUACACCAUCGACACACUCGCCCAGUACACCACCCCACACUCUCUCAGUACACCAUCGACACACUCUCCCAGUACACCAACGACACACUCCCCCAGUACACCAACGAUACUCUCUCCAGUACACCACCCAAUACUCUCGCAGUACACCACUCCACACUCGCCCAGUACACCACCCCACACUCUCCCAGUACACCAUCGACACACUCUCCCAGUACACCACUCCACACUCGCCCAGUACACCACCCGACACUCUCCCAGUACACCAUCGACACACUCUCCCAGUUCACCACCCCACACUCUCCCAGUACACCAUCGACACACUCGCCCAGUACACCACCCCACACUCGCCCAGUACACCACCCCACACUCGCCCAGUACACCACGCAACAUUCUCGCAGUACAGCAUCGACACACUCUCCCAGUACACCACCCAACACUCGCCCAGUGCACCACCCCACACUCGCCCAGUACACCACCCCACACUCGCCCAGUACACCACCCCACACUCGCCCUGUACACCACCCAACAUUCUCCUAG